Molecule: messenger RNA, 2683 nt
Organism: Harpia harpyja (harpy eagle)
Lineage: Eukaryota; Metazoa; Chordata; Aves; Accipitriformes; Accipitridae
Gene: MAP3K7CL
Product: MAP3K7 C-terminal like
Exons: 6
Coding region: 592-1017 (141 amino acids)
Cellular component (GO): cytosol; nucleus
Source: RefSeq, a predicted model, not a curated record
UGAAGCAAGUCUGUUUGUAUUUUAGGUUUGCCAGGACUAAUGAAUUAAAAAUCUUGGGCUCGCCACAGUUUGCUGCUUAAUAAUGCCUGUGACAGAAGGAUUUUUUCCUCCCUGAAGCAUGACAGCAUCAUAAUACCUCGUCACUGGCAAGGAGAGGAAGGAAAAGCGGAAUUGUGGAGAAAAGCGGAAAAGGGUGAUCUUUUGGGACAGCAAAGCCUAUGGGAAGUGCAGGUAGCAGCAUGUUGCCCUGACAGCUGUCUCAGCUUCUCAGACCUUGUCAGUUUGUUGCUAUGCAGCAGGUGCAGCCUUUUCUUUUAUUGAAGCUUUACUCCAUAAACGCAACGACAAGCCAAGGCAGUGGCUGGCCCUGGAUUAUACAAGUGCAGACACUCCGCUAAGUGAGACAGGGUUUCAUCUCACUGAAACCACUUUUUGGAAUUGGUGGUCUCAGAAGAAAGACCGAGGACUGAGUAAGGUCCCAAUCCGGGAGUCAAACCCAUGCAGACAGACCCCUACACGUGCACAGAGUACCACUGAAGAAUCACCACCAAGCUGGAACAAACAAGUAAAAGCAUUGACUCAAGUGCCCACAUGAUCACCACCGCCAGGGUACCUGCUGAUAAGCCAGUACGAAUUGCCUUCAGCCUGAGUGACUCCCCAGAUGAUGCUUCCUCUGAAAAUUUCCCUUUGGCAUUUCCAGAACUAGAUCAGCAGCUGCAGCCACUGCCUCCUUGUCAUGACUCUAAGGAAUCUAUGCAGGUGUACAAACAGCACUGCAAAAUAGCAGAAGAAUACCAUGAGGUCAAGAAAGAAAUUGCUCUGCUGGAAGAAAGAAAAAAGGAGCUGAUUGCCAGGCUGGAACAAGUGGAAAAAGAAAGCAUGGAUGCUGCUCAGCUGGCGAAGGAGUAUGCAGAACUGACAGAGGAGAACCGAACACUGAAGCUGGCCCAGACGCAGUGUGUAGAGCAACUGGAAAAGCUCAGAAUACAGUACCAAAAAAGACAGGGGUCCUCAUAACUCUCAACUAGCUUAUGUGAGGCAGUUACUACAGGAUUGGUCCUGUGCUGGAAAGAGAUUUUAAAAUAAAGGUCUGUUUAAUAUGUUAUAAUACUUUACUACAGAUACAGAGUAUGUAGAAGUCUAUAUUUGAUUUAAUGCUUGCCAGCCAGUAGCUUAAUAUAAUGGAUAUUUCAUCCAUUAUAUAAUGGAUAUUUUAUUUCAAGUAACAUAAUUGAAGUUAAUCUAUCCUCAUUAUAUGUUCUAGUAGAUCAGGUUUCCUUUCUAAACAUAUUUCUUCCAAUUUAAGAAGAUAUGGACACACUAGAAAAUGAUAUAAAUAGUCUCUGUGUUGGGAAUUUGGACCAUACUAAGGCAUACAGCAGGGACAAUGUUAAUAUAUGGAAUACAUGUAUCUUAAUUUUAGUUUGGUGAAGAUUUUUUUAAUUAUUUUCCUCAUGCCUAAAGUGUUUGGAAGUUAUCUUAACACAGAUCUCCUCACUGGUAAAAAUUAUACUUCAUUAUUCCAUGUCAACUUUACAUUGUUGUAUAAAAUCUGAGAAAUUGCACAUUAAAAAUUGAAGUAACAUAAUUAUUUUUUAUCAAACAAGUGUACUGGCAGUAAUAGUUUGCAAGUUAUGAAAUUAAAAGGAAGCAGAUAAGAUCAACCUUUCCUUCCUCAAGCAUAAAGAUAGCUUGAAAGUCUCUUUAUUGUACUUUUUGGCAUGCAAGAAAUGAAAAAUUAAUAUAUGAGUAUCACAUCAUAGUUUCCACUGAGAAUAUGUCAGUAAAAGUACUGUGAGGAUAUUUUGUUCUUAUUUUCCCAUCUGUUUUGAAACAUAAGUGGCUGUAAGUAGGGACAGGAGUUCCAUGAUACACAAAUGACCUGGAAGUAAAAUGUUAGUUUUACUUGCUCUAUUUAUCCCUGUAUUUUCCUAGAUCAACUGAAAAUUCUUUGUUAUACUUCCAUUUCUAUUCAUACAGUAUUUUUUUCAUUAAAAGCGGAUAUAGAAAAGCCAUUUUAUGUUCUGAAUAUUCUUAAAUCACCCUGUAUUUUUAACUCUGCUUGCAGAUGCAGCUUGUUACAUCUUCAUGAGGUUGGAAUUCAACUUGAUGUGUCAUUAGUACUGAAAUGUGUCUUAGUAAUUGAAAACUGGGAACUUAAGAUUUCUGCCAGAACUUUUGCUUUGAUUAUUAUCACUAAUCUAUUAAAAAAAUGGGAUUUUAUUUUAAUCAGAACAAUUCCUGGGAAAGUCUUUUGACACCAAAAUGUUCCCCUGUAAUUCCGGCAGCAAAGGUGACAAAAAAUACAAGAUGCCUUUUAUUUCUCUGUGAUAACUACCUACAGUAUUCCCUGCAGAUGAAAACAGUCUCCGCAUUACUACAAGCACCUGACACUGCAGUAGGAGAGUAUGAGGAGGUAGCGGGAGAGGACAGCCUUGUCUCCACUUCUCCUGCUGAGCUGUAGGGGCAGGGGCACUGCUUACUCCCUUACCCUGGCCACUGUGGAGACACAAAAGGAAAUCACCCACUCUGAGGCAUGUGCUUUCUGCUGGGAUGCUCUGCAGGCAGUAUAACGCUGUAUUUAUUCCUCUUUCUUUGUUAUCUGAGGGUCCAAUUUGCACUGUAUCUUGUGAAAGUUGAAGAGAAAAAAACCAUAAUGAAUAAAAAACACUUGGGAUAGCAA